This is a messenger RNA of Contarinia nasturtii (swede midge), 972 nucleotides long. RefSeq names its product diphthine methyl ester synthase (gene Dph5). Gene Ontology annotation, biological process: protein histidyl modification to diphthamide. The coding region runs from base 45 to 884 and encodes 279 amino acids. The record is from RefSeq and is a predicted model, not a curated record. Lineage: Eukaryota; Metazoa; Arthropoda; Insecta; Diptera; Cecidomyiidae. Gene Ontology annotation, molecular function: diphthine synthase activity. The transcript has 3 exons.
ACAAAUGCCAUUCAGUAAAGUAAACAACACGUGUGAUAGGCAAAAUGUUUUAUAUUAUUGGUUUGGGACUAGGCGAUCCAAAGGAUGUCACCGUCAAAGGAUUAGAAAUUAUCAAAUCAUGUGAACGCGUCUAUUUGGAAUCGUACACAUCAAUUUUAACAUGUGGUCAAGCUGCGUUGGAGGAAUUUUAUGGACGACCAUUGAUAAUCGCUGACCGUGAACUGGUUGAACAGGGUGCCGAUGAGAUUUUGAAAGAUGCUGCAAAUGUCGAUGUCGCAUUGUUAGUCGUUGGUGAUCCAUUCGGUGCUACAACUCAUACGGACUUCAUCAUUCGAGCCAAAGAGCAAAACAUUAAGUUCCAAGUCGUACAUAAUGCUUCCAUUAUGAAUGCAGUCGGAUGUUGUGGUCUUCAAUUGUACAGUUUUGGCGAAACAAUUUCCAUUCCAUAUUGGAGCGACACCUGGCAACCGGACAGCUUUUACGAUAAGAUCAAAGUGAAUGUGGCCAAUAAUUUUCACACAUUGUGCCUAUUAGAUAUUCGCGUAAAAGAACCCACAUUGGAGUCAUUGACAAGAAAAAAACGAGAAUAUCAACCUCCACGUUUUAUGAGCGUGAGCGAAGCUGCACACCAGCUACUGGAAAUCUUGAAGAAACGACGUGCCGAAGGGAUUUCCGAAUCCGAAUUGGCGUUCACAGAAGAUUCACUGUUCGUUGGAUUGGCACGCGUUGGUCAUGACACACAAGCAAUCAAAGCAUGUUCACUCAAAGAAAUGGCUGAAACUGACUUAGGUCAACCGUUACAUUCACUCAUAUUGCCAGCAAAACAAUUACAUCCACUUGAAGUUGAAUAUUUACAACAAUUUUCGCAAGCCGAAGUUUUGUAAAAAAAAAUUUAAACAAACAUCUGUCAAAAAUGUUGGCUGUUAUGCACGAGAAUAAAGUGCUGCUAAUUUGUAUAAAAUAAAAACAAAA